AAGCCAUAGAGAAACAGUCAGCUGUGUACCCAGGCAGUUUCCGAGACACACUGACAGAGCCCAAAAUACAGGAAAAUGAACAACUCAGAGAUUCGAGACAAGGACAAUACAGAACCAGUGAAGUAUCUAAGUAAACAGGAAGCUGAAGCACUGGAAGCUGAUUUGCUAGAUGAUUAUCGAUUUGGGAAGCAGCAACUACUGGAGAUCCUUGGACACAGCUGUGCAAUGGCAGUCACAAAGGGUUACCCAUUGAGAACACUGCCCAGAAAGCAGCCGACUGUCUUGGUUAUUUGUGGACCUGACCAGAAUGGUGCUAUUGGCUUGGUUUGUGCCAGGAACCUACGAUCUUAUGAUUAUGAGCCUACUAUCUUCUACCCCAAAAGAUCCCUGGAUGUCAUUUACAAAGAUUUAACCAUUCAAUGUGAGAAGAUGGACAUUCCUUUUUUAUCCUACCUUCCAACAGAAGUACAGCUAAUAAACGAUGCAUAUAAUUUGGUUGUGGACGCAGUGCUCGGAAUAGAAGCAGAGUUUGGAGAGUUGAAAGAGCCGUGUACUAGUAUUCUAGCAACAAUGAAACAGAUCAAGAUUCCAAUGAUCAGUCUAGAUAUUCCAUCAGGCUGGGAUGCAGAUGCUGGGAAUCCAGAAGGUAUCUAUCCUGAGAUGCUUAUCUCUUUGGCAGCACCUAAGAAGUGUGCUAUGCAGUUUACUGGAAAACAUCACUUCAUUGCAGGGAGAUUCCUACCAUAUGAUCUGCAGAAGAAAUUUGAGCUAAACUCGCUGGUUUACCCUGGGACAGAAUGCUUGGUGGAAUUAAAGGAUGGAAAACCCACCCUCUGAGUUCUUAAUCAUUAAUAAAUAUUUAUGUUUUCUGUAA
This is a messenger RNA of Xenopus laevis (African clawed frog), 874 nucleotides long. It is a transcript of the gene yjefn3.L, whose product is annotated as YjeF N-terminal domain containing 3 L homeolog. The transcript is spliced from 6 exons. Lineage: Eukaryota; Metazoa; Chordata; Amphibia; Anura; Pipidae. The record is from RefSeq and is a predicted model, not a curated record. Gene Ontology annotation, cellular component: mitochondrion. The coding region runs from base 76 to 837 and encodes 253 amino acids. Gene Ontology annotation, molecular function: NAD(P)HX epimerase activity.